Rhopilema esculentum is the source of this 3897-nucleotide messenger RNA. Its product is annotated as TAR DNA-binding protein 43. Gene Ontology annotation, cellular component: chromatin; nucleoplasm. Gene Ontology annotation, molecular function: RNA binding. The record is from RefSeq and is a predicted model, not a curated record. Lineage: Eukaryota; Metazoa; Cnidaria; Scyphozoa; Rhizostomeae; Rhizostomatidae. Gene Ontology annotation, biological process: regulation of gene expression.
AUCAGAGUUGCAGAUGAGGAGAAUCCCAGAGACUCCAUAGAUGUCCCCAGUGAGGACGACGGAACACUAUUGCUAACUACCCUCCAAGCCCAAUAUCCAGGCGCAACGGGCCUAAGAUACAGGAGUGAAAUCAGUGGAAACUGGAGAGGACUGCGGAUUUCGCAAGGAAUUAUUUGUCCACCGCCUGAAAACUGGGGUAAUACUUUGUUCUACGUCGUGCGUCCAAGAACAGCCGACACAACUGCAAAAAGAAAAAUUGAUGCUUCACCUGGACAAAGGGAACCAGAGGCUAAGCAGGUUAAAGUAAGAGACAAUCAAGAACACAUUGGAGACUUGAUUGUUUUAGGUUUACCUUUUAAAGCUACUGAAAAGGAGAUGAGGGACUACUUUUGCCAGUUUGGAGAUAUAACCUUUGUACAGGUUAAAAAAGACCCCAUGACUGGUGAAUCUAGAGGUUUUGGUUUUGUCACUUUUGCUGAUAAUGAGGCAGCUGAAGAAGUUCUAGGAAGAACCCAUACAAUUCUUGGAAGGAGGUGUGAAGUCCGGCUUCCACGUGCAAAAGAUGACCCGCAUAUUCCAUAUAAGCUAUUUGUUGGACGUCUAGCAGGCGGAACAACUGCUAACGAGCUUCGUAGUUAUUUUGAAAUAUUUGGCGAGCUAACAGACAUCUAUAUCCCAAAGCCUUUUCGUGGUUUUGGCUUCAUAACUUUUGCCAGCUCAGAGUCUGUGAAGAGGGUAAUGGGAACAAGCCACACAAUUAAUGGUGCGCAGGUAUUUCUGACUUUUGCCGAGCCUAAGUCACAUCGGGACGAUGACGUAAGCUAUCAUGGAAUGCCAGCCUCGGUAUCACAAAGAGGAGCAACUUCGUUUUCAAUGCAAGCCGCGAGAUCGGGCUCUAGGUUUUCAGGAAGGACACAAGGUGCGUACAGUUGGCAUAGCGACCACAGCAGCCAAAGACCCUAGAUUGAAGCCAAGGCAAGGUUUGUAUAGUCGGUUUUGUGUUUGGGUUGCACCUUUACUAAGGAGGUAAGUUUUUAAAUGAUGUCGAAUUCAUUUAUUUUUCCGUUCCUUUUUUGUUUAAAGGGAUAUCUUCAGUUUGCUUUUUAUAUAAUUUUCUUUAGGUAUCUUUAUUUCCAAAAGUUUUUAGGGAGCUAAAAAAUGAGUAUAGUUUUCAACUUUAUCAUUAGGAAGUUUGUUAUCAAAAUUAUUCGAGAAUAUGAAAUUGAUAUCUAUUAAAAGUUAUAAUUUGAUGAUUUUUUGAACAUUUAUAUAAGGAAAUGAUACUCUGUAUUUAUAUUUGAUAAGCUGGUUUCAGAAUUUUUGUCAGCUUUGUUAACCCCUGCUAUUUUUUGCUUGAUUUCUAAAUCAAUACGAGGUUGAGAGAGUUCAAUCAAUUUGUACUAGAAUGGGUUUUCGUUUGCAAAAUUGUCCUUUUGAAAUAUGUCUACAUAAAACCCAAUAUUGAAUCAAUAAAAUUUGAUUUUCAUUUAGGUUCUAGAUCCACUUUUUUACAUUUUUCUGUGUAAUUUUUCAGUCCAAGUUCAUUGUGUACAAAUGUCACCCCCCUUGAUUUCACCCCCAUUGUGUACACCCCCUCUAACUCAUUAAAAGCCUCUACUCCUUCGGUCCUUCAUCAACCUUUAUUUCAACCUUUCUUGUAGCUAACAUUGUGACGUCACUGCGUAUACUCAGUUCUUGGCUAAUAAUUGCUGCCCUAACAUAUAACCUGCCCUCCCUCGACUUAACAUUAACAAUGCUUAUUCCAAACUCACCAUUUUUUAUUUCUUAAUUCAAUUAAGGUAAGAUCGUUUCUAAAGUUACUUACCUUACUAUUUUGUGAGAUGCGUUGAUAUUUUUCCUUUUAAAACGCAUCCACAUGUGCUCCUCGGUCAAUUGAUAGCUCACAUGGUUGUCACUGGAUUUAAAAUUUCUAGGAUGACCUGGUUAAUUUUUGCUUCUUCCACCGAUACUUUGAUGAUUCUUGUAUGCUAAAUUAAAGCCUGAAACUGUCUUCGUUUCCUUUUAAGUAGGCAUCUUAAGUAGGUCUUUUCUGAAUAGAAGAUUGAUCUUGUUUCCCAAACAAGACUGUAUACCUCAAAGUAUUGUAUCUUUUCGUUUGUAACAAUGAACCUAUUAGGCUGAAGGAGCUUAUAAUCGUAUAUGAACUGUUAUUAAAAAAUUAUCCUCUGCUAAAGCUACUUAACGACGUACAAUAUAUGUGGGCCUAAAUCGAGGACGUAUGUAUGCAAACAUAAAUGAACAUUUUGAAGCGAGAUGAAAGAAGUGCUGACUAACGUGUUAAGCAAUCUUACCACUAUUGUCAUUUUUGCAAAUAUUUGGAGUGUCAGAGAAGUUUCUGAAAUGAGAAAAAUACAAGAAUGAUUCCUGGAAAGUGAAAAUAGUUCGAUCCUUGAUAGAUGCUGCGAGAACCUGUAGUAAGAAGGACCUUUGUUGUUGAUUGAAAGUCGUGAAUUUCAGUGUUGCGGAAGAUGUGCGAAAGCUUACGAGAGAUGCUUACAGGCGAUGUACAUGGCCCUGCGAGGAAUGUACGAAAGUCUGCGAGACAUUUACACAAAAAACUGCAAGAGAUGCUUGAAAUGCUGCAGGAAAUGUUCAAAUACCUGCGGGAAAUGUACCAGAAUCUGCGAGAGCUGGACAGGAAAGCCUGCGUGAGUUGUAAGAAACUGAAUGCCUGAAAGCAAGGUGCUUUGAAGAUGGAGGUUGAGCAAGGAUGACUGUUUGUAACUAAAGAAUGUGUUCGGAAUGAUAAAAAUAACCAUUUCGAAUGCUGGUAGUGCCUGUUAGGUAUUGGACUGACGCAAAGGAAAGAAAUGCGAAAGGAGAGGACGGAACCAAAGAAAGAAUGGUUUUCAGAGAUGAUCUUGUGCCAUCAGCUAGAUUUUGUUGAUUAGAGUUUACGAGGCGCUUUAAAGUUAAUGUGUUUGAAGACCGUCAAAGUUGGAAUGGUGAACUUGUCUUUGUUUCCUGAACAGUUUGUUGCGCUGCAGACAGCACUGCAAUUGUAUUGUUGCUUGAUAGUUAAAUUGACAUAACUUGAGAAUGAGCUUGCAGAAGGAAAGACGAAAUUGUGAACAGUCUCGAGAGAACAGGAACUCAACUCUCUGCAACAGUACGUUGCUAAAAGUAUGUGAAAAGGAUGUUUGUCUUGAAAGAGAAUGAUUCACAAAACCCCUAGGAAGAUAGAGUGCUAUUUAAUCAUAUUAUUGAGAAAGACUGCGAGUAAAAGGUCGUGAAAAGGAACUGUUGUUGAAUUGAAAUAGUUGCCAAAAUGGUGGAUGAGAUCGAAAGGAAACGUUGAAAUGUUCUUGCUGCUUGAUGACUGGAAGGUAGUGAGACUAUGUUGGUAUAUGAAGUUAUUUUAUAAAACAAGUAAAGUAGAAUGGGUUUUAUUUAGGACAUAUAUUUCAGUUUGUGACACCUAUUAUACAUUAAUUGCAGUUUGUGUCACCUCGAUGCUGUAAUUUUUUCCUUCCAGUUUUUUGCAUAACAAUAUUUGCCUGGUUGCCACAGAAUAUUCGUUUAACGUAGACAAGAGACGUUUUAAGAGUGCAUAUAACAUUUUAUAUUUCGGGCUUUUCUCCCUAAAUGAGAAUGUUCUAAUGUUCCAAAGUUGCGAUUUGGUAAGGUACUAUUUGUGACCACUCUGUCUUUAUGAGCCCAUUUGCAAUCCUUUUUUCAAUUACAGCACAUUUCUAUUACAUCCCUUGUGUAAAUUCUUCGUUAAUUCUGGGUAGAUUUUUGAAUGGGACAAUCACUGUAGCAUAACUCAUAACUUUGAACAUUAUUUCAUUUUUAUUGUAACAGAUCUUAAUGUCCCUCUUUGUUUCAUCAAUCAUAAUGUCUCUCUUUGUUUCAUCAAUCAUAAUGGCUCUCUUU